This is a messenger RNA of Parathielavia appendiculata, 255 nucleotides long. RefSeq lists its product as uncharacterized. The annotation marks the transcript as partial. The transcript has a single exon. Lineage: Eukaryota; Fungi; Ascomycota; Sordariomycetes; Sordariales; Chaetomiaceae. The record is from RefSeq and is a predicted model, not a curated record.
AUGCGCCUUUUCGGCCUCGCGCUCGUCGCGGCCCUAGCAGCCCGCGCCUCUGCCGACGCAAUGGCGUCCUACACUGAGUGCACCCUCAGCCACUGCAGCAGCCACCAGGCCGUGUGGUACACGGACUACGACAGCCAGGACAUUUCCGCCGACGAGGGCUGCCGGACGGGCGCCAGUGGCAUGAGGGAGUUUUGCGUCGACUGGGGCAACGGCCGCGGCCACUUUUUCUACGGCAACGGGCCCAAGCGGUGCUUU